This is a messenger RNA of Trachymyrmex cornetzi, 4763 nucleotides long. It is a transcript of the gene GEFmeso, whose product is annotated as Guanine nucleotide exchange factor in mesoderm. Lineage: Eukaryota; Metazoa; Arthropoda; Insecta; Hymenoptera; Formicidae. Gene Ontology annotation, molecular function: small GTPase binding; guanyl-nucleotide exchange factor activity. The record is from RefSeq and is a predicted model, not a curated record. Bases 224 to 4501 code for a protein of 1425 amino acids. The transcript has 7 exons.
AUCAUUUAUUAAUUAUCGCAUUCGGUGAAUUAAGUUAAGUGCUAGGAAGGCACAAUAAUUUCCAGGCGGCAUUCUCAGAAUCUCUAAUAUUCUCCCCUCGGGAAUGAUUGAUCAUUACAAGAAAAAAAGUGUUGACAGUUAACAUUUUCAUGCGAAUGAAACCAUUGUCUUUCUUGUGUGAAUUGAAGGCACCAGCACAGAUUUGGUCCCGCAACUGCUGGGUAUGUUUGAUGAGCUGGCGCGUCGCAGUGAUGGCUACGAUGGCGAUCGCGUGGUUCUACCAUCGUCCUGCGGUAUAUCCGCUGUUCUGCAAAAACGUCUGAGCAUGGUACCGGUUGCCCAUCGAAGUUCCGUGUUCGGUCAGCUCUGCACAAACGGAGAUUUAGCCAAGCCUAUGUACCAGGACAUGCUGAAGACCAAGGAACAAGAAGACGAGUACGACGAGGUUGUUGCGGAUGCCAGCAAUAAUGCCAUGUUGGAGACGAUCAUCCCGGUAAUAAUGCUAGAGCAGGAAGGAAACGGGGAAACAAUCGAGGAAACCACUGGGAAGCCGAUGUAUGAAAGACGGGAGACCAACGGCCUUACUACCCCGCUUAGAUACAAACGACGCAGAAACGGCGGUAGACCACUCUCCGGAAGUUCGAUCGCGUCCAGCACAUCUUCUAGCAGUUGUAGCAAUCAGGGCAACACUUCCGCUGCCAAUCCUUAUUUAGCGUCUGUCGAAUCUCUUGCCGAUACCUGUGCCAGCUCCCAGGGUUCCGCGGACAGUGGAGUCGUGACGGUUUCGGAAGCUAGCUGUCGGAUAUUGAAUGACGACAAUGGACAAAGGAGGAACAGCGCUGAGGAGGAUCCUUUAUGCCAUAGGCCGCGCUACUGCGACCCGCAUCGAAAUCCCGUUGAGAGGGUGCUCCUUGAGAUUGUAGACACGGAAGCGAUAUACGUCGAACAUCUGCGUCAAAUUAUUCAGGGUUAUCUCAUAUUCUGGAGAGAUAAUCCACCGUCGUUCUCACGUCGAUUACGUCUCGGUGACCUGUUUAGUAAUAUUGAGGAUAUCUUCGAGUUUAAUAGAGAAUUUUUAUGGGAGAUAGAGAAAUGCGGCCUAGAUCCUGUUUGCGUCGCAAAUACGUUCAUUAAACGUAAUUCGGGAUUUAAAGUAUAUACCGAGUACUGUACCAAUUAUCCGAGGACAGUCUCGGUGUUGACCGAUUUAAUGGGUCAGGAGGAAACUGCGUCCUCCUUCCACGAAAGGCAAGAGGCUCUAAGACAUCAGCUACCGCUCGGAUCCUUCCUUUUGAAGCCCGUCCAAAGGAUCCUUAAGUAUCAUCUGCUUCUGGAGAAUUUAUCAAAGGAGUACGGUGCCGAUUGUGAUUUGAGAGAGAAUGAGGCUGAAGGUAGAAGUGCCAUCGAGGCUGCUCUUGCCGCAAUGACUGGCAUUGCAAAGCACAUCAAUGCUAUGAAGAGGAGGCACGAGCACGCUGUACGUGUUCAAGAAAUUCAGUCGCUUCUGUACGGUUGGCUAGGACCAGACCUAACUACAAGUGGCGAAUUGGUUGCGGAAGGUCGAUUCAGGAUGCGAGGGGCCAAAGCCCCGAGGCAUGCCUUCCUCUUUGAUCGAAUGCUUUUGCUGACGAAGAAGAAGGAAGACAGUCUUCUUAUCUAUAAAGCUCAUAUUAUGUGUUCAAAUUUAAUGCUAAUUGAAAGUAUCCCAGGAGAGCCACUUAGCUUUCACGUAAUACCUUUUGAUAAUCCUCGAUUGCAGUAUACAUUACAAGCGCGCAAUUUAGAACAAAAGAGAGAAUGGACCUUACAAAUAAAGAGAGUGAUAUUAGAAAAUUAUAAUGCGGUUAUACCGUCGCAUGCGAGACAAUUAGUGUUACAAUUGGGUCAAACGCAACAAGAAGCAGAUGACGCGUUGACGGAUAAAGGAUCAGCAAAGAAACACUCUGCCCCUCCGGAAUAUUUGGAAAAACGUAAGCAGGAAAGAGAAAGACGUAGAUCCGAAACUAGUCUGAAGCAAAAGUUCAUGAGGGGCGUUAGAAAAUCUGAUACCACAAUGGAGGAUUCACCUACAUCGUCUUGUAAAAAUGACAAUGAAGACAUUAAUGUCUCCAGGGAGCCAACUUUUAGCAGGUCGGAUGUACGUGCUUCGAAAGUCAGGGAUCGAUUUACCGGUUGGAGACGAAAAUCCGAGCCAGGCUUCCAAUCGUAUGUGUGUCUUAACCAUUUGGACGAGGAGCAAAAGGAAGCUACUACUAGCGAUGCUCAAUCUACUACGGUCGAGAUUGCUGAAGAAGCAACCGAAAUUUGUACCAAGGAAGAGAAUCAGACAACAUUGAAUUCUUCAUCACCUGCCGAAGCCAAAGACAAUAAUGAACAACAUGCUAAACCGGCGCAAACGGUGGAAGAGAUCGUCAGUCACAUUCUCAUGCAGAAUCAAGAGUUCCAGAAGCUACUAGAGAAACAGCAGACCAACAGCAUUAUUAACGUGCGACAGCAACGCUUCAAUAAGCGUAUCUCAACGGACACGUCGGAUGAGAGUGAUUCGGAGAACGCUAAUUAUGUCACCAGUUCGAUCAGUCACAACAAUAACAAUAAUAGAUUAGGACGCGUUCGAGCGUUGCAUCGGGAGCGACUGAUCAGGACGAACAAUGCGUGGAAUUUAUUAUCUUCGGCACCGGCGCGGGAAAACCAACAGCCACUGCAACUCCUUUAUGAUAACUUAAAGACUACUCAGAAGUCGACAGAAACACUCGCGCAUAACGGCAGGACAAACCAGUUGUACGAGAGGCAGGCGUUCAAGCGACAAAGCAUCGUCACCGAGAGCAAGGUGAUCAAGACAGCGCUACGUAUCCGCGAGAAUUCGACGUCAACGGGCAAUGAAGAAACCGUCAUAUCCCCGGCAAAGUGCAUGUUAAAUCAUCGGACAGUGGAACGAAAAGAGAUUAAUUCUAUUGUAAUGACAGAACGGAUCGAAAAGGAUGGAUCAGAACGAUGUAAUGACGAGAGAAGCGAUGCAAAUGAUGCAGGAGAUGCCGAGUCCAAGGGCUUUGGCAAUUAUGACAAUCUGCAGCAUGUCUGGGAAGGUCUGCAGACAAUAAAGGGCGAUGCCGAUGGCAAUGAUAGUCCAACUCAGCCAGCCGUUUGGCUCACCAAGUUGUGCGAGGGUCUGCCUACCUCUCCGCCUAAAAGCGGUUCGCUGCCACGUAGCUUUCAGAUCAGUCCAAACUCCCAACCGACGAGCGUAACGAAGUCACGCUUCCUACAGCGGGACGGUAAGCCAAUGAGCGAGCGACCGUUCACGAUUGCAUCCGAUAAGCCAGCAGAAAUCAAUCUAGAGGACAUGGAGAGGUAUGCAUCUACGUGCCAACCGGAGGGUAGAAUUGCCAAGUUCCCUAUGCCCACCGUCUCGACAAGCUCCAGUACGUCAACUUUCUUCUGUUCACUAGAGGACACACGAUUGACCGACGAUACGUACUCCGAUGUGCGGUCCAUAUCUGCUAGUGACAGUGCGAAUAUUCAUCCCGAUCACAAGAUCUAUCGGGCAAAUGGUAAUAGUAGUGGCAGUACGAUUUUUCGAAGUGUCUUCAAGGCAGGCAGUCGUUUGCAGGGCCGUCUGAGAAAUACCAUGAGCACGGAGACACUCGAAUGUAAUGAUGAGGUUGAACGGACACGCUACUUCCGCUCGUUGAGUUCCGGAGUCAAGUACCCGAAAAAGCGAACUAAGCAGACGAAGCAGCACGCAAGAGAACCAUCCUCGGAUGUGGAAGAGCUGAUGGGUUGCUCGAAUGAUCAACGAAUUCCUCAACUUUACUACAAGCAAGGCAGUUCCAGUCUGGGUGCUAGAAUUGCUCAAUCGGAUUAUGCUGAUCCAACGAUUCUCUUCGCCGAGAGCAAACGUGCGCAGUCAUCUUCCGUUGACAUUAAUCAGUCUAAGAAUACCGCUGAGUCUGAGAGGAGAGAUUGCGAAGAGGAGACGGGUAGUAAUAAGGACACAGAGCAUCAUGAAAGCGAGACAGAUAGCUUUUACGAGAAGAGCUUCGAGACCAUCGAGAAUUACGCUGAUGUAGACGAGGCGUUCCGGGAUAGUGCAAUAUUCAGCGAUGUCGACGAGGCAUACGUGAUGCGGCAGUCGACACCGGUGACGAUAGCGAAAAUGACAACGAUGGAAACAGCAGCGGCGAUCGCAAAGACCAAGAUUGCACCGCCAGUACCUGCCAAAAAGAAGCAAGAGAUGUCAUCAAUAAAGUAUAAGCCGAACGUUGCGCAGAAGCCGGAUUACUUGAAAAUAAAGUCAUUGUUGGCAAGGGGACAUCCUGCUGGUAAUUCGGAAACCAGAGUUACCACGAGAUUAGUAAAUGUGACACAUCAACCUCUUGAUAGUUCAUCGAAUAAUUAUAAAAGGAAUAUCGAGAUGGAUAGAGAUGACGUUUCCGCAGGACAGAGUCAGGCUGGUUGGGUACGGAAGAUAGUAGGUCAAUUGCAAGGUCAUGUCGAAACGUGAUCUGUACUUGUAGAUGGCCUACGGGAUUAAGAUUACGUGUCAAAAAGUCAAUAAAAAUCUCAAGUCAUAAUCGGCGUAAGUCGUAUGGAUAAAAGUGAAGCAAAUAUUGUUGUCAAAAAUAGAAAAGUAUAUGUGUUUUAAAUAAAUUUUUUGAUCAUUUCGAUAUACGAAAUCAUGCAAGUGAUGACCUUGGCUUACUUGGGUCAUUUUGUAAUAAUGUUAGUAAACAGAUUUCUAUUUUUGUAUAUAUCGCAAAGAAAUU